GUUUUGGCCACUGAAAAGACAGGAGAGUGACAAGGAGAGAGAGAGGAGAUCGAAGAUAUACGAGGCGCCGUGAAACCCUAACCCUAGCCCAAAGAAAGCGAGGAGGAGGAGGGUUUUGAUUUCGAUUUGGAGAAAGGCAAAAUAGAGGGAGAUUGAAGAGGAUAGGGGGUUUAGAGAGAGAGUGGAGGUUGGAAAUGUCGGGAGCGGGAGAGGAGGACAAGAAACCGGGCGAUCAAUCGGCCCACAUCAAUCUCAAAGUCAAGGGUCAGGAUGGCAAUGAAGUAUUCUUCAGGAUCAAACGUAGUACGCAGAUGCGGAAGUUGAUGAAUGCGUACUGCGACAGGCAAUCAGUGGAUUUCAAUGCUAUCGCUUUCUUGUUUGAUGGCCGCCGCUUGCGCGCAGAGCAAACCCCCGACGAACUGGAAAUGGAGGAUGGGGACGAAAUCGAUGCUAUGUUGCACCAAACUGGCGGAGGUCCAGAAAAUGCAUGAUUAAGUCGUUUUGUUGGGUAGAACUCUGGAAAGAUUUCUGAACAUACUACUUUUGAACGUCGUAAAAUAUGAUUCUCUUUUCUAAAUCUUUGAAGUUAACAAAGUUGCUGUAAGGUUCAAAAUAGUAGGAUCAUAAACUUCAGGAGUUCUAAACCUCUAAUAACCUUUUUAUCCGGUGUUUUAUGGUCUGAUUUUGUGGUUUUGAACUUCUGCUUAUUGUGAUUGUUAACUGCUGAUGUAUCAAAGUUAUCUGAAAAAUGAAGUAUGGUUUGAUCCUA
This is a messenger RNA of Ananas comosus (pineapple), 769 nucleotides long. RefSeq names its product small ubiquitin-related modifier 2. Bases 195 to 491 code for a protein of 98 amino acids. Gene Ontology annotation, molecular function: protein tag activity; ubiquitin-like protein ligase binding. Gene Ontology annotation, cellular component: nucleus. The transcript is spliced from 3 exons. The record is from RefSeq and is a predicted model, not a curated record. Gene Ontology annotation, biological process: protein sumoylation. Lineage: Eukaryota; Viridiplantae; Streptophyta; Magnoliopsida; Poales; Bromeliaceae.